This is a messenger RNA of Lactuca virosa, 1044 nucleotides long. Lineage: Eukaryota; Viridiplantae; Streptophyta; Magnoliopsida; Asterales; Asteraceae. The record is from the annotation of a GenBank genome assembly.
AUGAUGAAAUCCAUGGUUUGGAAUGUUAGAGGAUUGUGUAACUCCUCUAAUCAAAAAGAAAUGGUGUCAAUGAUGGAUAGAAAUGGGGUCUCGAUGUGUGCUCUCUUGGAAACUAGAGUUCAUAUUUCUCGUAUUAACAAAAUCUGCCAUAGGAUGAAAAGAAGUUGGCAAUGGUGCUCGAAUGCUAGUUUAUGCAGUAGAGGUACUAGAAUUGCUAUUGGCUGGGAUCCAGGAGCUUGGGAUGUUUAUGUUAUUCAUAGCUAUGAUCAAAUUGUGCACUUUAGAGUUCAUCCAAAAAACUCUAACCACACCUUCUUCAUAUCCUUUGUUUAUGCUGAAAAUGACUACAGAGAUAGAAGAAGACUUUGGGACUACUUACGUAUUCAUCACUCACUGGUCAAAGAUCAACCAUGGUUAAUUGUGGGUGACUUUAACCAAGUUCUUAAACCAAGUGAAUCUACAAGAUCAAGCUCUUAUGAUUGUUUAAUUACUGAGUUCCAGAGAUGUAUUGAUGAUAUCAAUAUAGCUGAUAUUAAAGACACGGGCCUCUACUAUACCUGGAACCAGAAACCUCGUGGUAAUGGUGGGCGCCUAAGGAAACUUGAUAGAACUAUGGCUUUGAGAACCGAGUUUGAAAAAUCCCAAGAACAACUUGAUCGUGAUCCAGAGAAUGAAGAGAUUAGUUUGGAACAUGCGGUGUACAUGGAAGAGUUCACUAAAGCCUUAGGUGAAGAAGAAAGUCUCCUUAGACAAAAAGCGAAACUUAUUUGGCUCAAAGACGGAGACAUGAAUACCAAAUUUUACCACAAAGUCAUCAAAGAAAGACAAAGCAGAAAUAAGAUUAACUCCAUUACGGGUGGUGAAGGUGUGGUGCAUGGAGUUGAUAAGGUCACUGAUAUUGCCAUUGCACACUUCUCUAAUUUCCUUGGAAAGGCUAGAGUUGUCGAACCUAUAAUCUCUCCUAAUGACCUUUUCAGAAAUACCUUAACGAAUGAGGAUGCAAACUGGAUGAUUAGGCCAAUUGAAGAUGAGGAAAUCAGAUAG